AUGACCCAAACAUUAUCAAAAGAACCCGCAAAACCCAGGCGAAAUAAGACCAGAAGGGUUUCUACCCUUACUCCCGGACAGCUCGCCCGCAAGAGAGCCAACGAUCGAGAGGCCCAGAGGGCCAUACGCAUCCGUACUAGGGAACACAUCGAGCGGCUAGAGCGCGAGCUAGCGGAGCUCAAGAGCAACCAACGGCGUGACCAGACCAUUCAAGAUUUAUUACGUCGUAAUACGGCAAUCGAGAGAGAGCUGAUUCAACUCAAGGAGGUUAUGGGGGCGCCAAUGGCCUCGUUAUCUUCCCAUGAAACACUUCUCACUGCACGACAGCCUUUGUGUCCUGACAAGCUCUCAACAUCAGCAGUUUGCAAUGGAAACCUCAGCACUAGUAACGAUGCCAUUCCUAGCCCUGCACCAUUCUCUAGAGACUACAACAUCCCCUACGACUACAGCCAACAAUACAUUCCCUUGUCUGAUAAUUGCGGACACCUGGCCAGCACCAUCUCCUGCACGAACCCCUCCAACGUAUCGACCCCAUCAUCAACAGGCGACUAUAGUGCUGGCCAAAUCCAAGUCAGCAUGCCCAACUCGGCCCUUCCCUUCUACAACACCAGCUCCUCAAGAAUUUGCACUUUAUAUAAUAAAGAUGUCGUCAAGAUAGAGUACAUCGAGGGGGACUAUCACGGCGCAAUACCUCGAACGCUUCAUCAAUCUGACAUGAUGUAUUGCGAGUAG
Fusarium venenatum is the source of this 732-nucleotide messenger RNA. RefSeq lists its product as uncharacterized. NCBI's taxonomy places the organism in Eukaryota, Fungi, Ascomycota, Sordariomycetes, Hypocreales, Nectriaceae. The record is from RefSeq and is a predicted model, not a curated record.